AUGGACCUGGACAGUAAACGGCUGGUGGUGGUGGUACCCAACGACGUGCUGGUGCCCUCUCGCAGAGUGUUGAGCAGCGAGGAUGAGGCCUGGAGGAGCUACCUGGAGAACCCGCUGACCGCUGCCACUAAGGCCAUGAUGAGCAUCAACGGAGACGAAGACAGCGCGGCAGCACUGGGACUGCUGUACGACUACUACAAGGUUCCCAGAGAGAGAAGAUGUUCCUCAAGUGGUGUUAAACCCACAGAGCCCUCUCCGAUCGGGCCUGAGAACUGCGGUAGCCUGGAGAUGCUAGAUUACCAUCUUCAGGCUCUCAGAUCCAUGCCCGUCAACCUCUCCCGAAACAACAACAACAACAACAACAACAACAACAACAACAACACCACCACCACCACCACCACCGCUGCAGAACAUCAGGGCUCCAAGUAUGGUGUUGUCAGCCUCGCAGGAGACACCAGAGGAGGAGAGGGUAAAGGUGGAGGUGGAGCGCCUCGGGCUCUGGUCAAGACAGAGGGCCAGACCUCCAUGGGAGUGUCCUGCUCUGCAGGGUCCUACAGAGAGGAGAUGAGGAUGGCUUACGAGCAGAGCCACUAUGAUUUGUCCCACGCCGGGUACUUGAAAGAUGAACAGAGAGGCACUCCGGGCAGCACAUAUGAGGACGCUGGAGAAGGAGAGAUGUACCACAGGAGCCCCUCCUCAGGAGUUGAUGAAUUCCGCCACAGCCCACCCACUGGAAGCUUCCAGUACUGUCUGGAGGCCAGCAUGUCGCUGCGGCCGUGGCAGGGAGAAGGACCCAUGGCGUACCUGAACCGGGGCCAGUUCUACGCUCUCACACUGUCGAAGGCCGGCUUCAGAUCCACCCAACGUCAGCCCAGAGGCAAAGUGCGGGUGAGUGGGCCGACGCCGUCACGGGGGCCCGAUGGGGGUCCAUCCAGCAAUGAGCAAUGCACCAUGGGAGGCUCUGAGCUGCAGCGGGAAAGUAUUGUGCAGAGUGUUAUCAUGGUCGUCUUUGGGGAAGAAAAGUGCAGAGACGAGCAGCUGAAGAAUUGGAAAUACUGGCACUCCCGGCAGCACACUGCCAAACAGAGAGUCCUGGACAUUGCCGACUACAAGGAGAGCUUCAACACAAUCGGGAACGUGGAGGAAAUCGCCUACAACGCCGUCUCCUUCACGUGGGACGUCAGCGAAGAAGCUCAGGUCUUCGUGUCUACCAACUGUCUGAGCACAGACUUCUCCUCUCAGAAGGGCGUGAAGGGGACGCCCCUGAUAAUCCAGAUCGACACCUACAGUUACAACAGUUGCAGCAGCAGGCCCAUCCACAGGGCCUUCACCCAGAUCAAGGUCUUCUGCGACAAGGGCGCUGAGAGGAAGCUUCGCGAUGAGGAGAAGAAGCAGCUCAGGAAGAAGAUGAAAGGGAAACAUGGCAGCUCAGGACAGAUGUCUCCCUGUAAGAAGGCGGAGAACACGCUGUUCAAAGGCAUGACGGACCUGGACUCCCAGCCGGUCCUCUUCAUUCCUGAUGUCUACUUUGGGAACAUGCAGAGAGCUGGGCAGGUGUUUGCUUUCAACAUUGAAGAGGGCAACAGAGACGGAAGUGUUCUGGUGAAAAGGAUGUCAUGUGCUGCUGAGGAAGAUGUCUGUCCACCUCAACCCAAGAAGUCCAAAGUGGAACUGGAAAGGAAAGUUCUGCUGUAUGUGAGGAAGGAGUGUGAUGAAGUGUUUGAUGCCUUAAUGCUGCGCGCCCCAACCCUAAAGGCAUUGAUGGAGGCAAUCUCAGAGAAAUAUGCAGUACCUGUUGACAAGAUGGCCAAAGUUUACGGAAAAAGCAAAAAAGGGGUCCUGGUGAACAUGGACGACAACAUCAUCCAGCACUACUCCAACGAGGACACCUUCAUCCUGGCUAUCGAGAGCUCGGCAGAAUCUUUGCUCGUCACUCUGUCAGAAAUCUGAGGGGCUGUUGACCCACAGCGCUGUGCUCGCCAGUCAUCCAUAAUUUGGGCAGUGGCGAUGCCGGUGGCCUUUGCCACAGGGCAGCAAGAGUGAUCAUUGCUAGCAGUAUUAGACGUGUUCCUUGAGGAAAGCCACGUUGGAGUCUCUGUUUGCUGUCCUCAAUGGACUCGUCAGCUAAACUCCAUCCACCAGGCAAACUACACCUCCACCUCACUACCCGACCUGCUGGAGGAGGGUUCCUUGCAUUAGGACACUGCCAUGUCCUGAUUGGGCCACUUCCAUGAUAUUUCCUGGCCUAACUACCCAGAAGAGAGGUCUUUUAUUCAGGUCCCCACACUGUGGUUUCACAGGAAGCAGGCGACCCCGGGACACAGGAGUCUUGUUGAAUUAACAGCAGGGACUGCUGCUUGCUUCCUCUGUGCCUUUUUGUCCUGUUUGCUCUCCUAGUGGUGGAAGCUUUAAACAUUUUAUGCUGGCACUCAACAUAUCAAAGCACAUGGAUUAUUGUUUUGUAUGUAUAUAAUUGUUUUAGAUGUGUCUCAAAUAUGAACUUACUCUUAUCUUUCUUGGUUGUCCAUCUUUUCAAUGUACUGCUUACUAAAUGAUCCCAGAGUGACCCCCCCCUCCCCCCCUCCGUUGAGGCACCGUUAUGGAACCAGACCGCGAGUCUCCAGGAUGCUGUUCCACUGUUUGGCUUCCUCUGUGUCAUCCACUGAUUUUAUACAGCCAAUCCAAUGCAAACAAUCGGAGUUGAACAGAGCGUUUUUUCCUCCCUUUCCCCCGCUGCCUGUGUUGAACACGCGGACAGCUUUAUUAUCCUUCUUUUGCUUCAUGCUCCAUAAUGUACAGUCUUUUAAAGUAGUCAAUAAAUAUAGUUUUA
Messenger RNA from Cyclopterus lumpus (lumpfish), 2830 nucleotides. RefSeq names its product grainyhead-like protein 2 homolog. Lineage: Eukaryota; Metazoa; Chordata; Actinopteri; Perciformes; Cyclopteridae. Gene Ontology annotation, cellular component: nucleus. The coding region runs from base 1 to 1950 and encodes 649 amino acids. Gene Ontology annotation, molecular function: DNA-binding transcription activator activity, RNA polymerase II-specific; RNA polymerase II cis-regulatory region sequence-specific DNA binding. The record is from RefSeq and is a predicted model, not a curated record. Gene Ontology annotation, biological process: neural tube development; regulation of transcription by RNA polymerase II; brain development. The transcript is spliced from 15 exons.